AUUUCUGUACUAUCAACAAUUGCUACUGUCCAAUGUCCAUUUAUCUCCAUUAGUUGAAGCACCAGAAAUUUUACAUAAUAUAAGGUACCACAAGUGCUACAAAUUACUUGUUCAUUAUUUCUUCCCUAGACUAGUCGUCAUUUCUUCGAUGGGUCGAUCUCCAUGCUGUGAUAAAGUUGGGCUGAAAAAAGGACCUUGGACACCCGAAGAAGAUCAAAAACUCUUAGCUUAUAUCGAAGAACAUGGUCAUGGUAGCUGGCGCGCAUUACCUGCCAAAGCUGGACUUCAAAGAUGUGGAAAGAGUUGCAGGCUCAGGUGGACUAAUUACCUAAGGCCUGAUAUUAAGAGAGGAAAAUUCACUUUACAAGAAGAACAAACCAUCAUUCAACUUCAUGCUCUCUUAGGGAAUAGGUGGUCGGCCAUAGCUACUCAUUUACCUAAACGAACAGAUAAUGAGAUCAAAAAUUAUUGGAAUACGCAUCUUAAGAAACGAUUAGUGAAAAUGGGAAUCGACCCGGUGACCCACAAGCCCAAGAAUGAUGCUUUGUUGUCCAACGAAGGUCAGUCGAAGAACGCGGCUAAUCUUAGCCACAUGGCUCAGUGGGAAAGUGCCCGACUAGAAGCCGAAGCUAGACUCGCUAGACAAUCCAAACUCCGGUCUAAUAGAUUCCAAAAUUUACUCACUUCUCAAGAAUUUACAGCCCCUUCACCUUCUAGUCCUCUUAGCAAACCCGUUGUGGGCCCAGCACGUUGUCUCGACGUGCUGAAAGCUUGGAACGGUGUUUGGACCAAGCCAAUGAAUGAAGUUUCCGUCGAGAGUGCUCAUGGUGACAUUUCAGUCACGGAAGCACUCGCGAGGGACUUGGAAUCUCCUACUUCAACACUAGGCUAUUUCGAAAAUGCACAACAUAUUUCAUCAUCAGGAAUUGGAGGAAAUUCUACAGUUUUGUAUGAAUUUGUUGGAAAUUCAUCAGGGUCUAGUGAAGGUGGAAUUAUGAAUAAUAAGGAAAGUGAAGAAGAAUGGAAGGGAUUUGGAAACUUAUCAACAGGACAUUUGCCUGAAUACAAUAAAGAUGUUAUUAAUGAAAAUUCAAUUUCAUUCACAUCAGGACUACAAGAUUUGACUCUACCAAUGGACACAACAUGGACAGCAGAGUCUCUAAGGUCAAAUACAGAGCAAAUUUCCCCUGCUAAUUUUGUGGAGACAUUUACUGAUCUAUUGCUUAGCAAUUCAGGGGACGGGGAUUUAUCGGAGGGCGGCGGCACGGAAUCCGAUAACGGAGGGGAAGGUAGUGGCACUAUAAAUGCUAGUGAGAACUGUGAAGAUAACAAGAAUUACUGGAAUAGUAUUUUUAACUUAGUGAAUAAUCCUUCCCCAUCUGAUUCAGCAAUGUUCUAAUUAGACUAGGUUUUUUUUUUACUAGUGAUUUUGAGUUAAUAAUUACUUAAUUAUUGUGUUGAUGUGUGUUACAACAAAUGACUAGUGUGGUGUGAAAUUUACAA
Molecule: messenger RNA, 1503 nt
Organism: Solanum dulcamara
Lineage: Eukaryota; Viridiplantae; Streptophyta; Magnoliopsida; Solanales; Solanaceae
Product: transcription factor MYB16-like
Exons: 3
Coding region: 149-1399 (416 amino acids)
Source: RefSeq, a predicted model, not a curated record